This is a messenger RNA of Sphaerodactylus townsendi, 1547 nucleotides long. Its product is annotated as pleckstrin homology domain-containing family A member 3-like. The record is from RefSeq and is a predicted model, not a curated record. Lineage: Eukaryota; Metazoa; Chordata; Lepidosauria; Squamata; Sphaerodactylidae. The transcript is spliced from 8 exons. Gene Ontology annotation, cellular component: trans-Golgi network; early endosome; recycling endosome. The coding region runs from base 70 to 936 and encodes 288 amino acids. Gene Ontology annotation, biological process: endosome organization; receptor recycling; retrograde transport, endosome to Golgi.
ACCCCACCGGCGCAAAGCCGUCAUUGGCUAAACUCACUGCACCGGCGAUGUCAAAAAGCUUUGCUGGUGAUGGAGGGAGCGCUGUUGAAAUGGACCAACUAUCUUUCAGGCUGGCAGCCACGAUACUUUGUGCUGGAGAAUGGCAUCCUUUCAUAUUAUGACUCGCAGGAUGAUGUGGGCAAGGGAAGCAAAGGCAGCAUUAAGAUGGCUGUCUGUGAGAUCAAAGUGCACACUACUGAUCCCACUCGUAUGGAACUAGUCAUCCCAGGUGAGCAGUACUUCUACCUGAAGGCGGGAAGGGCUGCUGAAAGACAGAAAUGGCUGGUGGCUCUGGGCAGCUCCAAAGCCUGCCUUGGUGACAGCAGGAGCCAGAAAGAGAAAGAUCUGGACCUCAACCAUGAGUCCCUGGGGAGGAAGCUGUCUGAACUACGGCUGUACUGUGAUGUGCUGACGCAGCAGGUCCUGGCUGUGCAGGAGGCAACGCAUCCCCAAGACAACGGCUCCCUGCUUGACAUUCAGAAGAUGAAUGAAGCAUCAUCCUUGUUACGGGCCACCUGCAGCCAGUUCAUCUGCACACUGGAAGAGUGUAUGAAAUUUGCCAAUACCCGCCUGGCUCCUGAGCUCUACCAUCCUUCAGUUCCGCAGCCUUCAGAUUUUGUGGGCACCAAACUCCCACAUUCCCAUCGGGUAAGGCGUUCGUUGAGCCAUACAGGUGUGGUCUCUUCAGACAGAGCUCUGGAGCCAGCUCGGAUCCCUCCCAGGGGCACUGUGACGGUUUUGCGCAACCUGGAGGAGAUGGUGAUGCUCCGUUCACAGCAGUGGGGACAGCAGAAUUGCCGACCAGAAAGCCCCACCGGCACCAUAGCUGAAGAAGUAGCUGAUGCCCCACCGCCAGCACAAGACUCGCCAGUGGAUUCAGCCGGCAGAGACCAGUGACCUUAACCUGGGCUCUGGUGCUGCUUCAGCUCUUCCAGAAUGUUUGGAGCCAUCCUUACAGCUAGCUAGCUAGCCAGGACAACUAGCCCCAGGUUCCCUCCUCUAGCUUAGGAUCAGCCUGGACCUGCAGGACAUGUGGCUGAGUGCACCCUGCAAGGCCGGUAGGCCUCAUGGACAAGGAGUAGGUGCCGAGAUCUGUUUCAUUCCUCAGUCUUGCAGUUGGCGGGUGUUCUGAGUUGCCGGGCCUGUUGCUGGGGGUCUCCAAGCAAUCACCUGGUGAGAAACUUUGGAUUGAGACAAGAAGCAGGGUAGUGGCUAAAUUCUGUGUUGCCUGGGACCUCAAAGAAGAGAAGGCCUUGGGCGGAGCGCUGGACACUUGGACUUGGGUGGAGCACUGGACUGCCACUGCCGUCCCACAACUGUAUGCUUUUGUUAGGCGUUCUUUCAGUCACUGUUUGAGCUGAAGAUCUGGCAGCUCGUGGUCUGGUGUGGCUUCAGGUGACCUCUUCCCCUUCCUCGGGCUAAGAUCCAGAGUCCAGUCUUAGUGUUGUUAUCCUCCUUGCCGAUUUAGGGGGUUCUCCAUUAAUAUGAUGACUCAGAUAUUCUGCUCA